GAGGCGGCGGGGGGUGCCCGCCGCGGGGCUCGGUAGCGCCCCCUGCCGCGCCCGCCGCCGCCGCGCCGCCGCCACGGCAGAUGAGCUUGUGCUUCUUCCAGUCCUGGCGCUGGUGCUCCUUGCUGCAGUAGAAGGAGCUGCGGCAGCGCCCGCACCGCAGCAGGUUCUCCAUCUUCCCGCACAGCUCGCAGUACUGCCGAUCGCGCUCGCUGGUGCUGUUGCCGCCGCCGCUGCUGCUGCCGCCGCCGCUGCUCUCGCCCUGGCCGCCCUGGCCGGCGCCGCCGCCGCUGUCAUUCGCCAUGGCGCUGGUGCUGCCGCCGCAGCCCCGCUCGGCCGCCGGGUUAUGUUAUGUAAGGAGGCGGGCGGGAGCGGCGCUAACGCGGGCCCCCGCCCGGCCGCGCGGGGAGGGAGCGCUCACUGCAUCAUGGCCGCCCGGCUCCGGCUCCGCCGCGGGUCCCGCCGCCCUCCGCCUCCGCCGGCCCGCGGCCUCCUACGGGGCGGCCGGGGCGCGGGGGCCCGCGCCGCCCUCCCUGCGCCGCUAACGCCGCUUAGCGCCGCCUCAUCGCCGCCCCGCCAGCGGCGGAGCGGCCGAGGGGGAGCGGGGUGGCGCGGUGCGGGGCUGCCUUCCGCUCCCCGCCGGCCUCUCUGCCCGGUGCAGCGCGGGCCGGCGCGGCCGCCGCCUCUCCCCGCCGCGCCUCCGCCGCUGUGCCGGGGCGAGGAGGAGGAGGCGCCACUCCAGCGGCCCGCUGUGCACCAAACAUAAUGGACAUGAAAGUCACGGACUCAAAACUCAGUCAUCCAUCUAUGAAAACUAAGAAAAGGACCAAGGUAAAAGUAUGAUGCCUGGCUAAAAUCUAAUGAUAGUUAUUAAUUUACAGGCUAAUUUGGCUUCAAAAGUCUUUUGUUCCUUCCCUCUCUUUUCCACAUGUCUUGGGAUGGAAUUAAAGGUCUUAGUUUUUGCAUUUGCUAAUGUGCUAAGCUACUUCAGGUUGUCUUGACGUAAUACUGUUUGACAGCAUUGUCUAAAGAAAUACCAAGUUCAAUAAAAUCCAUCCUUGGGUGUA
Molecule: messenger RNA, 1064 nt
Organism: Neopelma chrysocephalum (saffron-crested tyrant-manakin)
Lineage: Eukaryota; Metazoa; Chordata; Aves; Passeriformes; Pipridae
Product: atherin-like
Exons: 2
Coding region: 344-763 (139 amino acids)
Source: RefSeq, a predicted model, not a curated record